UGCUACACUUAAGCAAGAUGAACGCCUUGCUGUGUCUGGUCAUUGCAUUAAUCCCAGUCGUGUAUGCAGGAAACGUCUCUUCUUGGCAUCGUUUUGACAGACAGGUUACGCUGCAGAGACUAAAGGCAAGAGAGCACCCCUUCACCACGCAGGCGUCUCCUAAUGAAGAGACAUGUGCUAGUCUCUGUGCCGAGGACAGACUGUGUGCUGCAGUCACCUUCCUGGAGGGUACGUGCAGCAUGUACAGAUCUUCUCUGACAUCCUCUGGGAAAUCUGUCCUUGGAGCCAAGCACUUCAUCAAGGCAGGCGCGCUUCCUGAUCCAGACCCAUGCCCUGCAUCUAUGGGAUAUACGUCCGUGUUGUCUCCUCGGUUGUGCUACAAGUAUAUUCCAAUAUCCAACACUUGGACCCAUCACAGUGCUCGGUGUCAAGCUGAAGAUGGCCGCCUGAUCGUCCUCAACAGUCAGGAGACACAGGAGUACAUUGCCUCAUUCCAGGGUCAAGCUGAUGUGUCAGGCAAACUCUGGGUUGGAAUGCAGAAACUCAACAACGUGUUUACCUGGCAGGAAGGUUCCACUUAUGUCUGGAAAUGGUCCACAGGGGAACCUGACAACGAUACAGAUCAGAACUGCGUGCAGUUGUUUUAUGGCAAAUUGUCGGACAGACCGUGCCACGUUCAUCGUCAAGCUGUCUGUGAAAUACCUCUGUGAAAUAUGACAUUAGUGAGGGGCAGUGAGAAUUCAUUUGUUAAAGUUUGAGAAUAGAAAGAGAUCGUGUGAAAUUCAAAUGUGCAACAUUAAUAUAUUUCCAAUGAUGAAUACUUCGUUCUAGUUUAAUCUGGGUGUAUUCUUAACUCCUAUUUAGUUAUACCAUAUAG
This is a messenger RNA of Haliotis rubra (blacklip abalone), 877 nucleotides long. RefSeq lists its product as uncharacterized. The transcript is spliced from 3 exons. NCBI's taxonomy places the organism in Eukaryota, Metazoa, Mollusca, Gastropoda, Lepetellida, Haliotidae. Bases 18 to 710 code for a protein of 230 amino acids. The record is from RefSeq and is a predicted model, not a curated record.